AUGGCAAAACACCCACUAUCGACAGACAUUUACCCCUCAGCCACAAAGAGGUUGAAGUUGGAGUCCGUCGUGACGUCCAAAGUGAUACAGACAGUACCAUUGUCUCAUGGGGCUGUAUUUUAUCCGACAUUGGAUCAAUUUGCUGAUCCGAUCAAGUACAUUGCAAAUAUUGAACAGGAGGCAACACGUACGGGUAUUUGCAAAAUUGUUCCUCCCCAAGGGUGGAAACCUCCUUUUGCAAUUGAUCUGGAGGAUGACCGUGUGCAAUUUAGCACGAGAAAGCAGAACAUUCACCAAUUGCAGGAAGGACGUGCGUAUGGUUAUGGCAGAAAGCAUACGUUCAAGUCGUUCCGUGCAAAUGCGGACGCUUCUCGUGCUUAUUGGUUUAGUUCGAGAGGAAUGGAUCCGGAUACAGUAACUUCGGAUGAGAUUGAGCUGGAAUACUGGCGAAUUGUCCAGACGGGGGAACCCGAGGUGGAGGUGGAAUAUGCCAAUGAUCUUGACACGGCGAAGGUCGGCAGUGGAUUUUUGCGCUCGGUGAAGCGGUUUGCUUUGCAGACUACGAACGGAAGAGAAACGAUUGACUUUACAAACCCAGAGUACUAUCGAAAUACGGGGUGGAAUUUGAAUAACCUUCCGGAUGCCUACGGCUCGCUGCUUCGGCAUUUGGGUGCUGCAAUCAACGGCAUUAAUGUAUCGUGGUUGUACUGCGGUAUGUUGUUUGCAUCGUUCUGCUGGCAUGCUGAAGACAAUUACAUGUCUAGCAUUAAUUACCACCACGUUGGCGCCAAGAAACGGUGGUAUGGGAUUCCAUCUUCAGAUGCCGAAAAGUUUGAGGCGGUGAUGAGGACGCAAGUGCCCGAGCGUUUCCGAGAGAAUCCAGACUUACUCCUUCAUCUGACUACCAUGGUGCCUCCGUCUGUCUUGCAAGAUCGAGGCGUAAAAGUAUUCACACUUGUGCAAGAACCCGGAGACAUCAUUUUGACUUUUCCGAAGGCAUACCAUAGUGGUUUUAGCGAAGGCUUCAAUUGCACCGAAGCUGUAAACUUUGUUCUCCCAAACUGGAUCGACUUCGGACGAGAGUGUGUCGAGAUGUACCGCAAUUACGGACGACUAUCGAUCUUUUCACACGAUCGAUUCGUGUUUCACUUCGGAUCAACGCAAAAUCUAAAUGAGUACUCCAUUGCAGAUUGUGAGAUUCUGUUGAAAGAGUUGAGACGGUUUUUCCACGAGGAGCGAGACUACAAGAAAGCUUUUCUUGCCGAAGGGUUGCAGAAUGUAGAGGAGUUAAGUGGCGACGUUAUGCUGGACGAGCGGUCAAUGGAGGUGGAUGACGUACGACAGUGCUACUUAUGCAAGCACAACGUUUUCUUUUCAGGCGUCAUUUGCACGUGUAAUCCGAAUCGAUUAUCAUGCCUGCGGCACACUAAGGAAAUGUGUGGCUGCUCGAUUCGGAAUCAUACCUUGCUGCAGUGGGUUAGUACUGCUGAACUACGGUAUGCAAUUCGACGCGUGCAAACGAAGAUGCAGACUCUGAAAGCUCUAAAAGCGAGCCAAACGUGA
Peronospora farinosa is the source of this 1563-nucleotide messenger RNA. NCBI's taxonomy places the organism in Eukaryota, Oomycota, Peronosporomycetes, Peronosporales, Peronosporaceae. The record is from the annotation of a GenBank genome assembly.